AGUUAGAGUAAUUAAACUAAUUCCCUUCGUCCACUCCUCGAGAGAUACGACACUCGGAGAGAAAACUAACCCUUUAUUGGGAAGGUUUACUACCCGAAAAAAAACUACAAUUGUCAAAUGGCGCCGUUGCCGGGGAGUGGCACGACAUUAGUUUAAUUUCUUCUGAUUCGCUUGGGUGAAGAUUGGUUAGAACGAUCUUCUCACUUCUUUUCACCAACCACCCGUAAUAAUUAUUAUGGAAAACCCCAGUGGCUAUUACGGUCCGCCUUCUUUCUACCAAUCACCAAACCGCCCUCCGUACCACACCCAUUCACCUUACCACCCACAUCAGAACCCAAAUGAUGAUGACUACCAAGUCGACAAUGGGUCUGACUACUAUCCCUACCAUGAGGAACCACCUUGUGAUACCCCGUCUAGAAACUUUGGAUAUUCUCCAUACCAAGAUUCUGAUGAGGAUAAUUAUUAUGAACCUCAUGGUGACCAAGAUGACUAUGACCAAUUUGGGCCUAUGUACGAUGAUCAAUCUGAUCCACUUGUCGAAGAGAUCAUAAGAUUAGAACAGAAAAUUUUCUAUUUCGACGAAGUCUUAUUUGCUGAAGGCUCCUGGUACGAACCACCCUACUGCCGUGACUACACCCUGUUUGCUGAAGAACAAAUCGAAGCAAACAAGGUGGCAAUUCGAGAAAGAGCAAAACUUCUCAAAUCAGUCCGGAAGGAAAAGGAGUUCGAAAGGAGAUUAUGCGAAGGAUCAGAAAUGAUGCAGAAAAUGCUGUACGGCUUUCAAAGAGAGAGACUAGAAGCUGAGUCUAAAGCCGAUAAAUUAGUCAAUGAUCUCUGUAUGGCUGUUGAACUUAAACGCUCCCUCCAAUCUCAAAUAAGGGAGAUUCAUGUUUAAAAAGAGGCUCUAGAACCUAAGACCAACCCUGAACCCAUCAACCAACAGAAUAAACAACACCUCCUCCGCCCCCAAAUCAUAAAAAGGUUUUAAAGGAAUAGCCGGUGGGCUUCUUGCAAAGAAAGGGAAGCGUGCUCAGCCUUCGACGAGUUCAAGUGGUACAAUAGUAAACUCGCACAACGAACUUGCUAUGUACCAAGAGGUGCCAUGCGAUUACGACGAGGACGACGUGGAGUUUUACGUCCUCGGAUGGUGGAAGCGGAACGAACACAUGUUCCCAUGUCUUGGAAAGCUAGCAAGACAAGUGUUGUCCGUCCUGGUAUUAACCGUAGCUGUGGAACGAGAAUUCAGUGCUAGCGGCAACAUUCUAACCAACUUUCGAAGUUGUCUUAACGCUGAAUCUCUUGAAACACGUGUUUGCAACCAAGAUUGACUCUUGGCAAGACGUCGAGCUCAAGAGUCAGGGUACGAAUUCAAUUCGGAGCAUUACAUGAAUGCAACCACAGAUGGAAGUCCGAGUUCUGAGGAAUAAGUUAUAAACAUUUUU
Cuscuta campestris is the source of this 1442-nucleotide messenger RNA. NCBI's taxonomy places the organism in Eukaryota, Viridiplantae, Streptophyta, Magnoliopsida, Solanales, Convolvulaceae. The record is from the annotation of a GenBank genome assembly.